Molecule: messenger RNA, 1424 nt
Organism: Hevea brasiliensis (rubber tree)
Lineage: Eukaryota; Viridiplantae; Streptophyta; Magnoliopsida; Malpighiales; Euphorbiaceae
Product: RING-H2 finger protein ATL16
Exons: 1
Coding region: 123-1154 (343 amino acids)
Biological process (GO): protein ubiquitination
Molecular function (GO): transferase activity
Source: RefSeq, a predicted model, not a curated record
UGCUCCAUCUCUCUUUCUCUUUAUUUGUUGUAUAAGUUUCUCCAUAGAGAUGAACCUAAACCCAUUAGUCAACCCUCACUCUUCUUUGUCUCUAUACUUCAAGAAGCUAGCUAAAAUUCCUCAUGCAACCCCAUUUUGAUCAUAUGGCCUAUGAGCUCAAAACUCAGCAGAAUCCUAUCUUGAUACCUCCUUCGCCUGCUUCAGACCAUGCUUCUCCUAUGCUAGCUGUUGCUGUAUUAAGCAUCAUAAGCACAGCUUUCUUGUUAUUUGGCUACUAUAUGAUCUUUGUCAACAAAUGCUGCUCUAACUGGCACCAACUUAAUCUGCUAAGGUGGGUUUCUGUCUGGCGUGCUAGAAGAAACGAAGAUUCAUUUAUAGCUCUCUCUCCAACGCUGUGGAAUAGGGGGCUCGAUGAAUCUGUCAUCCGCGAAAUCCCAACAUUUCAGUAUAGAAGAGAAGGUGAAGGGAGAAGCAUCUAUGGCUGUGUGGUCUGUUUGAAUGAAUUCCAAGAACAGGAUAUGCUUAGAGUUCUUCCUAAUUGUAGCCACUCAUUUCAUUUGGAUUGCAUUGACAUUUGGCUUCAAAGCAAUGCCAAUUGCCCUCUUUGUAGAUCAAGCAUUUCAGGCACUACUAGGUAUCCUAUUGACCAGAUCAUUGCACCAAGUUCUUCACCUCAAGGCUCGCAGCCUUACACUGAUAGCCUGAUGGGUGGUGAUGAAGACUUUGUCGUGAUCGAAUUGGGUGGAGAAGAGGAAGGAGCUCUUUUGCCUCGCAGGCGACAGGAAAGACCUGCUUCAAGAGAAGUUCAGAUGCAACUUAGAGAUCAAUCGCCAUCAAAAAUGGAGCAGAAGCGUGGAAAGUUAAAACCACAAAAGCGCCACCAUCUCUCGAUUAUGGGGGAUGAGUGUAUUGAUAUAAGAGGGAUAGAUGAUCAAUUCUCUGUCCAACCGAUGAGGAGAUCUUUCUCCUUGGAUUCAGCAGUUGAUCGACAGCUUUAUUCAGGUGUUCAAGCUACUAUUCAACAAAAUACACAUCAAAGAGGGAUUAGCAGUAACGAAGAAAGUAGUAACAGAGUUCAGAGAUCAUUCUUUCCAUUUGGUCAUGACAGGGUAUCCAGAAAAAAGGCAGUUCAUCCAAUAGAGUUCAAGCUAUGACUCAGAGAUCAUGUAGUUUUUUUAUUCAUUAGUUGCCGUUUGAUUUGGAUUUUUCAGGACGGUUGCUGGAAUUUUUCAAUGAUGUUAUAGAACUUACGAAAGAGUACCAAAGAUGAAAAUGUGGGGUAAACUUGGGUCCAUAUGAUAAACAGCAUGAAAUGGAAUGUUAGCGUGGGUAUGAGAAUCAUUGCCUAAACCACUAUAGGUGGAUGACUUUCUUUAAUUAUGUUUGGGUUUCUUCCUGUUUAUGAAUGAGAAUGAUUGCUUGUA